Molecule: messenger RNA, 846 nt
Organism: Ixodes scapularis (black-legged tick)
Lineage: Eukaryota; Metazoa; Arthropoda; Arachnida; Ixodida; Ixodidae
Exons: 2
Coding region: 120-689 (189 amino acids)
Source: RefSeq, a predicted model, not a curated record
CAAAAAAAUGAUAUCUUUCCUCGUAGCAGAGGACCUUAUUUGUUUUUACAGGUGCCAUCAGGGUGUACACCACUGUGGAGAAAGAAGGUCCAUCCGCAAAGAAGCCCCCACGCCCAGUCAUGGCCUUCUGCGGCGUUGGUGCGGGCCUGGGUCCCUUAUUGAAUUCCCUCGUGCACCAAAAUCAGGCCUUCCUCAGCAAGCCUUACCCACUGGACAGCCAGCUCAUGGGAAUACCCCAUCUGACCGUUAGCAACGGUUACCUGCACGGGCUGCAAAAGGCGUACUUCCGGGAGGGCUCCAAGCUCACUUGCAACGAUAGCUUCAUGGAGUGUCGGCUCAACCUGGGUGUGAAAGACGCUCACCUGGUGUUCGACUGGAAGGUCGCCCACGGGACGAUCCUCCGGGGCCACGCGGACAUCGAGAUCGGCAGAUUCGAAAUCGACGUGGUGUCCCUUCUGCCCGCCGAGAAGGGCUCGGGGAUCGUGCUAGAAUCGCUGCGGAUCGUUGAGCUGGAAGACCUGCGCGCCGACAUUACUGGCCCCUGGUCAGGCCUGGUGAACGCCAACAUGAUCAUCGAACUGAUCCGCGGCUGGUCAGACACGAACCGGCAAACCCUCUAUAGAUUUCUGGAAGUUUUCAUUCAGACCAUGGUCCAGAAAGUGCUGGACCGGAUGGAAUUGCCGAUAUAAAGGAGCAUACUGUUUCAUCCUCUGGUGCGGAAGCAUGAUAGGUGGUAUGUGGCCCUCUUAAAACUCGUCAGAAUAUUCUAGAGAAGUGGUAACAAAUUCCUUCGAACUUGAGGUGGGUAGUGGUUAGAUUUUGUCCUCCAAUUAAUCUGUGCUCAUA